This is a messenger RNA of Nymphaea colorata (pocket water lily), 1741 nucleotides long. RefSeq lists its product as uncharacterized. NCBI's taxonomy places the organism in Eukaryota, Viridiplantae, Streptophyta, Magnoliopsida, Nymphaeales, Nymphaeaceae. The transcript has a single exon. The record is from RefSeq and is a predicted model, not a curated record. Bases 724 to 1590 code for a protein of 288 amino acids.
AGAAGCCUGUUUUGUGGUUCUGUGUGGGCAACUGCCCACACAAGCCCACACCCGAAUCCGCCAAUGAGCUGCCUUUCAAAUUCUCUCUCUAUGCUCACUGCUUUUUCUAUUCAGUAGAAGAAUUACAGAGAUAUUUAACUGGCCAUUCAUCAGUUAGGAGGUGAACACUUUCAUGUUUUUAUGAGUUGGACACCUUUAUUUGUCCUUAAGCCAACCUCGCUUCCAGGAGGUUAGAGAACGAUUUUCACCCUUUCUCCUAUUACACCACCACCUGUCGGCGACGUCGUCCUUGCUGGUUCUGUUGUGGACAGCAAAUAGAUCCACCCACCCUUCUCUUCAUUGACAGACCAUCUCUCUCCCUCUCUCCCUCUUGCAGCCCAAUCUUCAUAUUGGUUGCUAUUGCUUUGGUCUUUCAAAGUCCCAAAAUUUAGCAAUUUAUCAUUUCUGAACAGAAGAUUGGAAGUCCUCAAGAGGGUUGGAGGAUCAAUGUUUUUGGGCAGAUAAAGCAAUUGCUGAGGAAAUCAUUGUUGCUUAUCUUAAUUUCUGUUUGGAGAUAUCGACGCAGAACAGGCUUCUGAUUGGUUUGAGUUCGUAUGUCCUGUUCACUUACCACUCGAAUAGCAUCCAUUUAGUGAAACGGACGAGAUGGGUAGUUCCCUUUGAUUGUCCUUCUACAUUGGUUCUGAAUCGAGAUCAGACAUCAUUGCUUUCGAGGUCGCGGCAAUGGCGGAGGAAUCGGCCCCUGUUACUGAAAGUUCUUCAGUGAAGAAGUCGGUUGAUGAUCCAUCGGGAGGACUAAAAUCGAGCCAAUUUUCCAUAAUGUCUGUCUACCAGGCCGCCAUUGCCGGGGCCUGCCGCUACAUCACAGUGACAUGGAGCAAAAAUAUCAUGGCACAUACUCUCUGCUUCUUGGUGGAUGGGUACGGUGAUGGGAACCAGUAUACCUGCAAGAUCGACCUCAAGCCCUGGCAUUUCUGGAACAGGAAGGGAUUCAAGCAAUUCGACGUCGCCGGGGACCAGAUCGACGUGUUUUGGGACCUUCGAACUGCGAAAUUCUCCGGCGGCCCGGAGCCACAGGGCGAAUUCUAUGUCGCCGUCGUCUGCCAGGAUGAGGUGGUGCUGCUGCUGGGUGAAUUGAAGAAGGAAGCUUACAGAAAGACUAGAUCAAGGCCUUCACUGUUCGACGCAGUACUGUUGUCAAAGAAAGAGAAUGUGUUCGGGAAGAAGUGCUUCGUGACACGAGCAAAGUUCGAUGGUACAGGCAAAGAGCACGACAUUGUCGUGGAGAACUCGAUCUCUACGUCCAAAGAAGAUCCAGAGAUGUGGAUCAGCAUAGAUGGGAAUGUCGUCGUUCAUGUGAAGGGUCUCUUUUGGAAAUUCAGAGGGAAUGACACAGUCUCUGUUGAUAACAUGUCAUUGCAAGUCUUCUGGGACGUGCAUGACUGGCUAUUUGGCGGGGGCUCUGGCCAUGCUCUGUUUAUCUUCAAGCCUGGGCUGCCGGAAAUUUCACAAAGUGAUGAGGAAAGCUCAUUUUCCGGUUGCUCGGUGACAGGAUUUUCCUUAAUUUUAUAUGCAUGGAAAUUGGAAUAAAUGGCUUUUCUACGCAUAUUGUUUAUGCUUCAUGAGUUGAUAGUCGCUGCAUUAAUGUAUGCAGACAUUAAUAUACUUCGAGUAAAAUGCAUGUGUAGUUAGUAUUUCUUUGGUCGAUUAACUCUGCAGAAACUACCUGUUCAUGGGACUA